AUGCAUCCCAGUGCUCUUGUUGGCCUCCUGGCGUUCGCCGCUGCGGCGACUGCUGCUCCUCAAAAGCCUCGCAUUGCUCACUCGCAUUCUUCCAUUGACAACCUGAAGGCCCACAUCAAGAAUGUCGUCGUUCUGAUCAUGGAGAACCGCUCCGUGGACAACCUGCUUGGUGGUCAGACCAUUUCCGGUCUGGAGAAUCCCAUCAACAACGGACCUUUCUGCAACCCCUACAAUGUGACCGAUCCCUCCCAGGGAUUCCACUGCUCCGCAGCUAAGGAUUUUGACUCGGUCACUGAUGACCCUAGCCACGCGGUAACCGGUAACACCAUGGAGUUCUUCAGCCAAUGGACUCCCGACAACAUCGCCAUUGCCGAUGGCAAGUUAAUUCCCAACAACAAGGGUUUCAUCCACGAACAAAUUAACAACCAUGGCCUUACCGCCAACGCGACUGUCAAGGCUUUGCUGGCUGAGCAGGUCAUGAACUACUACACCGAGGAGCAGACCCCCGUUCUGACGGCGCUGGUUCAGAACUACCUGACCUUUAACCACUGGCACUCCGAUAUUGCUGGUCCUACCAAUCCAAACCGUUUCGCUGCUGUUGCUGGUACUUCCGGUGGCCACGGUUCCAACGAUGCUACUUUCUAUACCUACGCCUUCACCCAGCGCUCCAUUUUUGAGCAGCUCGGGGAAACCAACCACACCUGGAUCAACUACUGGGACACUGCCGGGGGUACCGGUCCUGAGGCCAAAAAUUUUGCCUGGACCAAAGCUACAAACAACGAGGACAAAAUUGUCUCUAUGGACCAAUUCUAUACCGAUGCCGCCAACGGCGUUCUCCCCGAGUUCUCGUACCUGAACCCCUCCUGUUGCGGUGUUGGUACCACAUCUAUGCAUGACAGUGGUCUCAUAUCCGACGGUGAGGCCUUUAUCAAGAGGGUGUAUGAGUCUCUCCGUGCCAGCCCCCAGUGGGAGGAAACUCUCUUCGUCCUGACCUUCGACGAGAGCGGUGGAUUCCACGACCACAUUUCUCCGCCCCUGGCCACCCGCCCCGACAACCUAACCUACACCGAGACAGCUCCCAACGGUGAAAAGUACACCUACGAGUUUAAUCGUCUCGGUGGCCGUAUUCCCACGCUUUUGAUCUCCCCUUGGGUUGGCAAGGGGCACGUUGAACAGCAGGGCAGCAACUACCGUGGUGAGAUCCAGUCUUACUCGGCAAGCUCUCUACUCCGUACUCUUGGUUAUCUCUGGAGCUUCGAUCCUUUCACUCCCCGUGUGGAAAAUGCUGCUUCUUUUGAUCAUUUGAUCCAGAACCAGGCUCGCAAGAACACUCCCAAGACCCUCCCCACUCCCCAUGCUUUCUAG
Molecule: messenger RNA, 1365 nt
Organism: Penicillium macrosclerotiorum
Lineage: Eukaryota; Fungi; Ascomycota; Eurotiomycetes; Eurotiales; Aspergillaceae
Product: phosphoesterase superfamily protein
Exons: 2
Coding region: 1-1365 (454 amino acids)
Biological process (GO): phospholipid catabolic process
Molecular function (GO): hydrolase activity, acting on ester bonds
Source: RefSeq, a predicted model, not a curated record